CCCUUAUCGUCAUCGGACCAAGUGAAAAAAAUUGUCGGAGGUCAGGAUGACACCCUGCAAAAUACUCCUCCAGCGGCUCCAGAAGCUCCACGUGUCCCCAAGUCAAUUCAUCCAUUUAGCGAAACGUAAUUAUCAUUUUACACCGCGAGUUUUUUCGGUGGGAAAUGGUGAUGACACCCUCCGAGGAAUUAUCAGGUAUUGGAGCCAGAGAUUCGAGGAUGAGGGCAUCCCAGAGCCCGUGGGAUCCAUCGAGCACAUCCUUGCACACGUCAUUGGCAGGAAAUCGAUUUUAGAUCUGGCGAAUUAUUUUGACAGGAAAUUGACAGCUGAAGAGGCGAAAAAAUUGGAGUUACUUUGCGAGUGCAGAUUGUCAAGAAUGCCAGUUCAAUAUAUAAUUGGAGAAUGGGAUUUUCGAGACAUCACUCUGAAGCUGGUGCCUCCGAUUUUCAUUCCCCGCCCCGAAACCGAAUUCUUCAUCGAUUUCAUCCUGAAGAGGCUGUCCGAGUCCUCCGGGAGUCCGAGAGUCCUCGAAAUUGGCACGGGAUCUGGUGCGAUUUCUCUCGCUCUAGCCCACUCCUGUGAUAAGGUGCACUGCAUUGCCAUCGAUCAGAAUCCCCACGCGUGUGAUCUCGCCAGGGAGAACUGCAGGAAUCUCAACCUCCAGGAUCGAAUUUCCAUCGUCAAUGCUACCCUGGAGGCUCCAGGGAGAAUUCAAAAAAUUGAUAACCAAUGCGGUGUUGAUUUCGAGGAGGAUAAAUUCGAUUUCAUCGUUAGCAAUCCACCGUACGUUCCCACCAAGAAAAUUAUGAACCUAGAACCUGAGGUCAAAGUCUUCGAGGAUAUCAGAGCACUGGACGGUGGACCGGAUGGCCUCAAGCUGAUAAAACCUAUCAUGAGGUAUGCGUCGACAGCUCUGAAUCCCCUUGGCCACCUAUUCCUGGAGAUUGACACCUCUCACAGCGAAUACAUCAAAUUUUUCACUGAAAAAUUCACAGAUCUCAACCUGAAAUUCGAUCACGUGUACAAAGAUUACUGCAACAACGAUAGGUUUAUUGAAAUAACUAAACUUAAAUAAUUGAAAUCAAUAAAUAAAUUGUACAAAUCCGCAUGCUCGUUCAACUG
Messenger RNA from Fopius arisanus, 1122 nucleotides. RefSeq names its product HemK methyltransferase 1 (gene HemK1). Gene Ontology annotation, molecular function: nucleic acid binding; protein methyltransferase activity. The record is from RefSeq and is a predicted model, not a curated record. The coding region runs from base 47 to 1075 and encodes 342 amino acids. The transcript is spliced from 5 exons. Lineage: Eukaryota; Metazoa; Arthropoda; Insecta; Hymenoptera; Braconidae. Gene Ontology annotation, biological process: protein methylation. Gene Ontology annotation, cellular component: mitochondrion.